AUUACAGAUCUCUAGAAGGAAAGUGAAAGAAUGUGGUCAACGCGUAUUCUGUUGCGACAUAAUUAUUUUUGAUUUAUAACAACACAAAAUUUUCAGAAGCUGCUGUCGAAAAAUGGAUAUGAAAUCCGUAAUAUCAUCACUGUUUCUUCUUCAAAUAAUCAUCAAUGGUGAUCUUUUCGGGAUAGUUCAGUGUGCAGAUUUCGGAGUCUACAGGUGCAGAAACAAUGGCAAUUUCACAAGCGCAACAGACCUAAAAACCAUCGAGGUCGCACUCAAUUCACUUCCCGGAAACGUCACAAACGACCACGAAUUCGUAACUUCGACCGCCGGCGGCAACACUGAUGCACAGAUUAAUGCCGUCGCAUUGUGCCGCGGCUAUAUUGGACAGGAGCUUUGCAGGACCUGUGUGAGAAACUCGAUCCCGUUGCUUCAACGGCAGUGUCCCAACCAAAAGGAAGCUGCGGCGUGGUACUCGGAUUGUAUGGUGCGUUACUCGAAUCGGAAAAUUCUCGGAGUGCUCGACAGUUGGACUUCCGACAACAUAUCGACCACUGUGACGGUUUCCGACGUCGGUGAGUUUGAAGCGUUUAGGAAUUUGACAACCAGGUUACAGGCGGAAGCUGCCGGAGGUAACUCCUUAGUGAAAUUGGCGGUAGGAAAAGUAACUUAUGGGAGUGAUUCGUUAAAGAUCUACGGGAUGAUGCAAUGUACUCCCGAUUUAUCAACGGAGCAGUGCAACAAAUGUCUGAACAGUACAAUCACUGGGAUUCGUGAUUGUUGUAGCGGCAGACCGACAGCAAGAGUGUUUUUUCCCAAUUGUUUUCUGAGGUACGCGGAUGAAAAAUUCUACGACGAAGCCACAUCAAUUCCUUCUCCUUCUCCUUCAGACAAAAAGGACAAGAAGAACAACAAUACAAGAAUGAUUUAUAUCAUUGUUCCAGUUGCUUGUAUUUCUGUGGGGCUAAUUGGAAUUGGCGUCUGGUUCUUUUGUAUAAAAAGACAGAAGAAGGACGGAAUGUCAAAUAAAGAAACUAACAGCUUCUCUUCUUUACUUGUGGGACAUAGACAAGCUUCAACUCAUGACACUGCUGGAAUGGGGAUUGUAACAGAACAAUCUUUGCAAUAUGAUCUGGAGACAAUUGAAGUUGCAACAAACUACUUUUCUCCAAAAAACAAAAUUGGUAAAGGCGGGUUUGGUUUGGUGUACAAGGGUGUUCUUGAAAAUGGGCAAGAAGUAGCAGUGAAGAGACUAUCAGAAACAUCAGGACAAGGUGUAGAAGAAUUUGUAAACGAAGCUGUUUUAGUGGCAAAGCUUCAACAUCGAAAUCUUGUGAGGCUUUUAGGGUUUUGCCAUGAUGCAAAAGAGAAGAUCCUCAUGUACGAAUAUGUCCCAAACAAAAGUCUAGAUUACUUUUUAUUCGACCCCAUCAAACAUGGGAAUUUGGAUUGGGCGACACGAUGGAAAAUCAUAGGAGGGAUCACUAGAGGAAUGCUUUAUUUACAUGAAGAUUCAAGAUUAAGAAUCAUCCAUAGAGAUCUUAAAGCUAGUAAUAUCUUACUUGAUCAAGAUAUGAACGCAAAAAUUGCGGAUUUUGGAUUGGCUAGAACUUUUGGUGUUGAUCAAACUCUUGGAAACACAAAGAAAAUUGCUGGAACCUUGGGAUACAUGUCGCCAGAAUACGCUAUGCACGGACAUUUCUCAGUGAAAUCUGACGUGUUCAGCUUCGGUGUCAUAGUUCUUGAGAUUGUGAGUGGACGAAGAAACUCUGACUUCUAUCAACAAGAUGAUGAUGAGGAUCUCCUACUUUCUGCAUGGAAACAAUGGACGGGUGGAAAGCCAUUAAAGAUAACGGAUCCGAGGCUUGGUGAAUCGUAUUCAAAGGAGGAAGUGAUUAGGUGCAUAAAUAUUGGUUUAUUAUGCGUACAAGAAGAUGCGGAUGCAAGGCCUUCCAUGGCUUCUAUUCUCAAUGUGUUGAAUAACAACUCAAUUACUUUACCCGAACCUAAAAAACCACCAUAUUUUCUCUCGAAAGGACUCUUUGCAGGCAUUUUGGGUGAUGUUGACAAGUCAAUUCCUACGGUUAGCUCUCAAGAUGAAUCAUCAGCUGGCAAAAUGAGUCCCCGAUAACCUAAGGAAUUGCUGAUUUGUGAUUGUGUGUGUGUAUAUAUAAAGGUUCCUCCAUUUACCCGUUUUACCUUAAUGUUUUUUAUGGAUGUUUUUUUCGGGUUCAAGUUCUGGUUGGAACUAACCCGUUAUAGAUAUGGAGGAAAGGAGGUACAUUAUGGAUGUUAAGAGAUUUAAAGGAUUUUUAAUUUUUGUUUUUCUGUGUAUGUUGUGGUGAACAUGAAUGUGGUCUUCUAUAUAUCUAAACAUAUUAUUUUAUGGGUCA
Messenger RNA from Lactuca sativa (garden lettuce), 2390 nucleotides. Its product is annotated as cysteine-rich receptor-like protein kinase 19. Gene Ontology annotation, molecular function: protein serine/threonine kinase activity; ATP binding. Lineage: Eukaryota; Viridiplantae; Streptophyta; Magnoliopsida; Asterales; Asteraceae. Gene Ontology annotation, biological process: protein phosphorylation. The record is from RefSeq and is a predicted model, not a curated record. Gene Ontology annotation, cellular component: plasma membrane.